CUUUCCACUCUAAAAUUCUCUGUAAAAUCCUCCGCACCACCACCACCGCAUUUCUUCUUACUCCACCACUCUCUCAGUUGUGUUAAAUCGAUCAGUCAGAGGUAGAGAUUAGAUUAUCAAAAAUGAUAGAGAUGAAGGCGAUUAGUGAUGGAUUAACAGCGAGUGAUCGUCAUUUCUUGACAUCACUAAACAGUGGCGCAUCGAGUUUAUCGUUUGCUGGUUCUGGUUUCAUUGUUUUGUGCUACAUCCUUUUCAAAGACUUGAGGAAAUUCUCUUUCAAACUUGUCUUCUACCUUGCUCUCUCUGAUAUGCUUUGUAGUUUCUUCAGUAUAGUAGGGGAUCCAUCGAAAGGAUAUUUUUGUCAUGCGCAGGGAUAUAGUACACAUUUUUUCUGUGUGGCGUCUUUCCUAUGGACUACAACGAUUGCGUUUACUCUACAUCGUACUGUUGUUAGACAUAAAACUGAUGUUGAAGAUUUGGAACCUAUGUUUCACUUAUAUGUUUGGGGAACUUCACUCGUUUUGACUGUUAUACGCUCAAUAGGUAACGAUCCUUCUCAUUUGGGUGUGUGGUGCUGGACGCAGACGGGUUUUGCAGGAAAGGUGGUUCACUUCUUAACAUUCUAUGGUCCGCUCUGGGGUGCAAUUCUUUUUAAUGGCUUUACAUACUUCCAAGUGAUACGGAUGCUAAAUAAUGCAGCUCGUAUGGCAGUUGGCAUGUCAGACCGAUCACACCAGUUUGAUGCUAGACCAGACAUGAAGGCUUUAAACAGGUGGGGUUACUACCCUUUGAUUCUUAUUGGAUCGUGGGCUUUUGGCACAAUAAACCGGAUACAUGAUUUCAUCGAACCAGCGCAUAAAAUCUUCUGGCUAUCAGUUCUUGAUGUUGGGACUGCUGCUCUUAUGGGUCUCUUCAACUCGAUUGCGUACGGGUUUAACGCUUCGGUGCGACGAGCAAUUCAUGAAAGACUCGUUGCGUGGUGCCCUGAUAGAGUAUGGAGAUGGUUACCAGCUAACAUGAAGCCCCGUAGCCAAGCACAAGAAAGUGAACUAGUCUCGUUAAAAGUUGAAGACCAGCAAUAGCCUCUUCUAUAAUUCCUUUAUUAGACCCACAACACUAGCAUUUUCUUGCCCCCACACCUUUUUCUCACCCUAUUAGUUUUUUGAAAGAGGUAGAUAAACAGUUGACUAGUUAGCAGUACUUGCAUGAACGUGUCUCGGCCUUCGGUAAUUUGAUUAAUGUAUUCCACUACCUUCAAAACUUGUAUCCAGAGAGGUAAGCUUCAUUUUGCAGUUGGUGAUUUACUGGCAAGGAAGGGAUCUUUCAUCUCGCAGAGGUUCAGUAUGCGCAACCAUUGUCGUUCUGGUAUCUUCUUUAUUGUAGACGACCCUGAUUCCUUAAUCUUAAAUUGCCUUUUGUGCCGGGGCUUUGAGGCAUUGAGAAUCUUGAGACAGCUCAUGCAGCUGCUGCUCUUUUAUUAAUGGAUACUUAUAGAUAUAUCCGAUCAAAAAAAGUAUACCUCGCUCCACAAUUUGAGUGGCUGGUUUGUCAGAACAGAAUUACCUUCUUGCUCACUUUUUCUUGUUAAUCUGUGUGAAAGAACAAAAGAGUGGUUCCUUCCCUGUGUAUUGUUUCAUCUGCAACUUUUUGUAAAUGGAAGACAAUGUUGGAUUUUGAUUUUUAUGGAUAUGUAUCUUCUUAUCA
Molecule: messenger RNA, 1704 nt
Organism: Papaver somniferum (opium poppy)
Lineage: Eukaryota; Viridiplantae; Streptophyta; Magnoliopsida; Ranunculales; Papaveraceae
Product: G-protein coupled receptor 1-like
Exons: 9
Coding region: 123-1082 (319 amino acids)
Biological process (GO): cell surface receptor signaling pathway; adenylate cyclase-activating G protein-coupled receptor signaling pathway
Cellular component (GO): plasma membrane
Molecular function (GO): G protein-coupled receptor activity
Source: RefSeq, a predicted model, not a curated record